AUGACGUUAUUUGGGGCAACAGAAGCGCGUUCGAGUUCGUCACAGAGUUUUACUUUAACGAAUUCGACUAAUUCGGUCCAGUCUAGUCAGCAAUCGAGUGGCCGUCCACCUGUAGGUGGAAUUCCCGCGCAGAUACAUCCAAUGGCAAUGCCAGGAAUAUUCGACAUCGAGAAACGCAGAGCAAAGACGAACAACAUGUCUCACAGUACCGACCUCGAUGUGCUCGAAUUCAUUCGACGCCAUUUGCUUCGUGGUAAAAAGGAGUACCACUACUCGGCUGAUCAGAUCGAGCAAAUAGCGCACUUGGCGAUGGAGUCAUUUGAAGAUCAACAAACACUCCUAGAGUUGAACGGGCCAAUAUUUGUGUGUGGAGAUAUUCAUGGGCAAUAUGCUGACUUGCUGCGUAUUUUUCAUGCUUGUGGACCACCGCAUAAAAAACGCUAUCUUUUUCUCGGAGAUUAUGUUGAUCGUGGAAGAAAUUCUCUUGAGCUGAGUCGUCGCUUUGGGAACGACCGUGCUGAAGAACUUUGGCUGAAAUUCAAUGAUGCGUUCGCCUUCAUGCCUCUAGCUGCUACCAUUGGAGGAAAAAUUCUUUGCAUGCAUGGUGGCAUUUCGCCCCAUUUGCAGUCGUUGAAUGACAUUCGAGAUCUGAAACGUCCGAUUCCUAUUAUAAUUGAACCUGGACUUAUACAGGACUUAUUGUGGGCUGAUCCAAAUUUGUUGCCAAGUAACGAAGGAUUCGUACACAAUUACUUUCGGAAUUGUUCAGUCCUCUUUAGUGAAGAGGCGUUAAAGAAGACGAUGUCUUCUCUAAAAAUUAGUCUGAUAAUACGUGCUCACCAGGUUGCUCAGUAUGGCUAUGAUAUGUUCUGUGGCCAAAAGAUGGUUACUAUAUUCUCUGCUGCUCGGUAUCAUCCAGAGUUGAAUAAUUGGAGUGCUGUGGCAAGUAUUAGUGCCGAUUUGGAGAUUUUCUUCGUACUAACUCGUCCAGAUGAAGUAAAAAAUGAGCAAUUCUAA
This is a messenger RNA of Meloidogyne enterolobii, 1017 nucleotides long. The record is from the annotation of a GenBank genome assembly. Lineage: Eukaryota; Metazoa; Nematoda; Chromadorea; Rhabditida; Meloidogynidae.